UGUGCUAGCACACCAAGAACGCAUGGCGUGAAGAUCAUCAUCAUGCGAGCACAGUUUCAUUAUACCAGAAGAUCCAUGAUGCUGCGACGUUCUUGUUUCAGGAUCUUGUGGAGCUUAAUUUGUCAAUGUUGAAUGUGAGGAGAGUACUCACGACCACGAGGACGGUCUUUAUGACUAAAAAGUGCUACUUAGUGUAUGAGCAUGAGGUGAUUAACUGGAAGUGUAGAAUUCUAAAGCGUAAGCGAACUACGUUUACUACCAGUUCUCUCAAAGCAAACGCAGGCCGUCUUGUCCUUGAUUCUUAUACAUCUGUAGCCGUGCAGUAAACUAAAGCUUAAUGCGGUACUACUAGUGCUCUUGUCAGACUUGUUGUCCUGUGAUCCAUCAUAUCCAGUUUUGAAAUUUUUGUUUUUUUCUGCCAGAGUGUAACUAGAGCUCACUCGCUGUCUUGAUCUAAGUGAGAAGCAGCGCUAGUUUGCCAGGUUCCGUUCGACGACCACCGGGAACACAGUCCGCGCGCAUACAACUCCAAUCCCCGCCCAGCAAACCCAAACUUUCACGAUGGGUGGAAUCUGCGGAAAAACCGAAUAUCGCCUCGCUGACGACGGCGAAUGGUAAAGUAGAAUUUGUUAUGGUAGGACGGAAUAUCAUCUGCCGCCAGAGGCUUUUCGUUGUAACGCGUGACGAUAUGAGAGUGCACUGCACAAUUUCCCCUCCCUCGCAUUUGUACGGCAUGAAUAGCAAUAGAUGUGCAGGCUUUUCAUGACAUCAUCAGGGAUUUGUAGUGCUGGUGGAGCUCCUGCUAGAACCUGUCAUGCUAAAGGUGCCAAGAGGAAAACAAAGGUUAAGUAUCUACUGGUAUUUUGCAUGACAAGUGAGGGGGGGUGCUGUGCACUUUCACGUGAGAUGGGCAAGAUCUAGAUCUUUACACAGAAUGUUGAAGUUGAACCAGAUCUAAAAACCAAAAAAACGCCUAGGUACAACGAAGAAGAUUUCAAAAAGCACUAUGGCAACCACGAAGCCGAGUUUCGGUGGGACCAGGCGCCGGCGCAGCACGAGAAGCGGUUGGGGUCCGAUGGGAAACCCCACGACGCGAAGUGGAUUUUUCAAGAUAACUUGGACAAGGGCGGACAAAAUUGGAAUUACGCGAAAAAUGGGUUCAAGCCAGGCUGGACCACCGCGCCAAAGUGCUGACAAUAGAAUUGAGGAGCCGACAGGUGGGGUGAGGGAGCCAAAAAUGGUCCUGAUUUUUGAGGUUCGCUGUUGCGCGUCACAGAACCGUCGUCGAGCUACAUUUUUACAAAGUGCGUGCCCGUGGUGAGACCAAGUCGAAUAGAAUUCCUAUGUGCUCAUAUAACGCAACGCACAGUUAUGAAUGAAGUAGAUUCAACAGCUGUGCUGGUGCUUCGCCUCGCGCAUCACGAGAGGAAUGAAUGAAGUACACACUUAUCUUCAAUUUUUGGAAAGAUGCUCUGUGCAGCUGAAGAGGGGUGCUAUGCUAU
Messenger RNA from Amoebophrya sp. A120, 1502 nucleotides. Lineage: Eukaryota; Dinophyceae; Syndiniales; Amoebophryaceae. The record is from the annotation of a GenBank genome assembly.